Messenger RNA from Olea europaea var. sylvestris, 2067 nucleotides. Its product is annotated as pentatricopeptide repeat-containing protein At4g39530-like. Gene Ontology annotation, molecular function: RNA binding; protein binding. The coding region runs from base 1 to 2067 and encodes 688 amino acids. The record is from RefSeq and is a predicted model, not a curated record. NCBI's taxonomy places the organism in Eukaryota, Viridiplantae, Streptophyta, Magnoliopsida, Lamiales, Oleaceae. Gene Ontology annotation, biological process: RNA modification. The transcript has 3 exons.
AUGUUAGAAUCCACCGUGAAACCAAACACGCAUACAUUUUCAUUUAUGAUUCACGAAUGCACGACUUCUUGUUUGUCUGUGUUGGGCAUUCAGAUUCACUGUCUGGUAAUCAAGUUUGGUUUCGAAAAGGAUGAGUUCUUGGGGAGUGCUCUUGUGGAUUUUUACUUGAAAGUUUGGAAUAAUAUGGACGAGGCAUUUCGUGUUUUUGAUGGGUUGUGGAGGAGGGAUCGGGUUACAUGGAAUGUUUUGAUCUCUGGGCUUGCUGACGUUAGCGAUGUUGGCGAGGUUUUGAGGUUGUUCCGCGAGAUGAGAGUGGCUGAUGAGUUGAGGCCCAAUGAUUAUACCUUAACAAGUUUGCUCAAGUGCUGUUCUUUGAUUAUUGAGGUGGACCAAAUUCAUGGGCUGGCUAUGAAGUAUGGUAUGGAAAGUGAUGUAGUGGUGGGGAGCGGUUUGGUGGAUAUGUAUGGAAAGUGUGGGAAGUUAGAUACGGGAAGAAAAGUGUUCGACUCGAUGGAGGUUAAAGAUAUAUUUAGUUGGAGUUCAAUAAUAGCUAGUUAUGUGAGGAAUGGCUCUCCAGAGCAAGCUGUUACAUUGUUCUUACAUAUGUGUAGGCAAGGUGUGAAACCUGAUCAACAUGUCUUGUCCAGUGUCUUGAGAGCUUGCGCAGAGGCCCGCAAUUUAGAAUCUGGAAUUCAAGUUCAUGCCCAGAUGAUAAAGAAUGCAUAUCAAGCUGACUGUUUUGUUGGAAGUGCACUGAUGUCUAUUUAUGCCAAUGCCGAAGAACUUGGCAGUGUGGAAAAGCUGUUCAGGAGGAUUGAGAAUAAAGACAUUGUGGCUUGGAAUUGCAUACUUAUGUGUUAUGCUCAAAAGGAAGAGCUAGCAACCUUUUACUCUAUCAGUCUUUUUCGAGAACUUUGUCAAACCAGUACGGUGAGACCUGAUAUGGCAACUCUAGUAGCUCUCAUAGCGUCGUGUCAGAGUGUUUUAGAUUUAGCAGUGGGUAUUCAAAUCCAUGGCCUGAUUAUGAAAAGACGAGUAGGUUGUGAAACUUCCAUAGGUAAUGCAGUAAUCAUCAUGUAUUCCAAUUGUGGGUCCAUUCUUGAUGCUUACAAGGCUUUUGAUGACAUUGUCAACAAAGAUGAAAUCUCAUGGAGUUCUAUAAUUGGAAGUCACUUGCAGAAUGGGUUUGAACUGGAAGCUGUGAAUCUCUGCAAAGAGAUGUUGGCAGAAGGAAUUUAUUUGACCAGCUUUAGCCUUCCAUUAUGCAUAGCUGCCUCUGCAAAGCUUGCAGCCAUUGAUUUGGGUAAACAAUUUCACUCAUUCUUUGUCAAGUUAGGUUUAGAAGGAGAUAUCUUUGUUGGGAGCUCCAUUGUUGAUAUGUAUGCUAAAUGUGGAAACGUGGAGGCCUCCCAAAAAGCUUUUAAAGAGCUACAAGAACCUAAUGUAGUGUCAUUUAAUACUAUGAUAUCUGGAUUCGCACGGCAAGGAAAUGCUGCCAAGGCAAUUGAACUAUAUGGAGAGAUGGAGAAGAUGGGCAUAGUCCCUAAUGGUGUCACCUUUUUAGCCCUUUUAUCAGGUUGCAGCCAUAUGGGUCUAGUAGAAAAUAGUUUAGCUUUUUUCAAUAUCAUGUGCCAAAAGUAUAAUAUUGAACCAGAACCUGAGCAUUUUGCCUGCUUGGUUGAUGUACUUGGCCGCGCUGGACGUCUAGAAGAAGCAUACUGCAUAAUAGAAAAUGACGGAAGUGUUUUGGCUUGGAAGACUUUGCUGAGUGCUUGCAGGAAUUACGAAAAUACAAAAUUGGCAGAAAAGUGUGCGACGAAGGUGAUGCAAUUUGAUCCCACGGACCAUUCUUCGUAUGUUCUGCUGUCCAAUCUAUACUCGAGGGAAGGAAAAUGGGAAGAAGCUUCCAAGCUGAGGCAAAAAUUGGUGAAUGUUGGAGGAAAGAAGAAUCUGGGAAGCAGCUGGUUAAUCAAGGAUAGUGCAGUACGAGAAAAUGGUGAAACAGGAGAAAAUGGCUUGAAUUGUAAGUUUAUUAUCCAGAGUCGUUCAUUAGCGCAGUCACCUUAA